Molecule: messenger RNA, 2452 nt
Organism: Mauremys mutica (yellowpond turtle)
Lineage: Eukaryota; Metazoa; Chordata; Testudines; Geoemydidae
Product: butyrophilin subfamily 1 member A1-like
Exons: 15
Coding region: 768-2264 (498 amino acids)
Biological process (GO): T cell receptor signaling pathway; regulation of cytokine production
Cellular component (GO): external side of plasma membrane
Molecular function (GO): signaling receptor binding
Source: RefSeq, a predicted model, not a curated record
GGCUGGACUUCCCGGGGCACAGGCCGCCGCCCCCGCCCCCGCCCCCAUUGGGAGCCGAGCCUGCAGAAGUUCCAGUUUCCAGACCUGACGUGAUCUCCUGGCUGGAGUGAAAGGAGGAGCUGUGGGGCCCCAGUCUCCAGGGAGGGGAGGAAAGAGAGAUACUGAGAUGUGCCCACAGAGGUGAUGGGACGGUGAGUGAGACCGAGGAGGAGAACCCUCAGCUAGGAGUCCGGAGCAGGUGGAACCACAUAGGACAGUUUGGGAAGAUCCAAGUUGGAAGCUGCUGGAUGCACAGAGAAUAUUUCUGUUCAGAUAAAAUUGCUGUAAGUUAACCAGCAAUAGCUGUCUGAACAGACUGGAGUCAGACGUGCAAUGCUACCGUAAAUACUGAGACGUUCACUUGCAACGCAGACCUGGUAGUUCUGAAGCUGAGAGCCCUUCCUCUGCCACCAGCCUCUGCCCUUCCCUGUAGGAUCCAGCAGGCAGCCUUGCUACGUGCAGGAGAAAAGUUGAACAAGCAUUAACAGAAAACUGCACAAGACCAGACUGAUACCCAACUGAUUCUCUUUUCCAAAAUGAUUUUGCUUUGUAGCCUCACUUUAAUUCAUUAAUUGUGAGGCACCUCCUGGACUAAGGGUCUGUGUGACUGUAGAGAAGCUGGAGGGCAGCAAUUCUGUAAUGGCUGAGAAGUUUCUCCUGGUUUCAUAAGGGUCACGCUCACUGACUCGCUCACCCAGGGCUUGUGUGGUCGUCUGGACAUCAGGGAGAUGGAGGAUUCCUCGAUGUGCCCCGGCUCUGUGAGGUCACUGCCGCUGCUUGGCUUCACCAUUUCCCUCAUUUCUCUCCACGUUCCCCGGCUGGACUCAGUGAGUUUCAAGGUGAUUGGACCCGAUCGCCCCAUCAGGGCCCUUGUGGGAGAAGAUGCUCUGUUAGCCUGUCACCUCUCCCCCAGGAUGAGCGCUGAGAGCAUGGAGGUGCGCUGGUUCCGAUCCACGUUCUCUGCAAUUGUCCAUCUCUAUCGGGAUGGGAGAGAUCAGGUUGGCCAGCAGAUCGCACCGUAUCGAAGCAGGACGAAGCUACUGAAGGACAGUAUUGCUAAUGGGACUGUCUCCUUGAGGAUACACAACAUCACCCCCUCUGAUGAAGGGACUUACGGCUGCCUCUUCCAAUCACCCACCUUUUACGAAGAAGCUGCCUUGGAACUGGAGGUGGCUGGUCUGGGCUCCACCCCUCACCUUUCUGUCGAUGGCUAUCAGCAUGGAGGGAUCCACGUGGUGUGUGAAUCGGCUGGAUGGUAUCCGGAGCCCCAAGUGCUGUGGAGAGACCUCAGGGGGCAGCGACUAGCCCCAGUGAUGGAGAAAAUAUCCCAGCGAACUGACAGGCUGUUUGAUACUCACAUUGCUACUGUUAUAACAGACGCUUCGAACCAGAACCUGUCCUGCUCUGUCCUCAACCCCCGUCUCGGCCAAGAGAAAACAGCAAAGAUGCACAUAGCAGAUGUGUUCCUCCCAAGGACCAAUCCCUACCAGGUGGCUCUGUCCGUGACCCUGGCUGGUGUGUUUCUUCUCAUUCUCUUGGCCAGUUACUGCUUCUGGAAGCAGCACAGAGGAAAAGACGCUCAGCAAGCUGAACUGAAGGAAAAGAUACAAAAUCUGCAAUCUGAACUGGAGAAAGAGAGAGAGAUUCUGCGCUCUGAGCUGGAGAACGAGAGAGGGAAAUCCCUGGCUGAACUUGGCUGGAGUAAAGUCAGCAAAAAUUCAGCGAUGGUGAUUCUGGAUCCGGACACGGCUCACCCCAGCCUCCUGGUCUCUGAGAAUCGGCGAUCUGUGAAAUGGAGGGGCCUGCAGCAGGAUGUGCCUGACAACCCUGAGAGAUUUGACAGUGAAACCUGCGUGCUGGGCUUGGAAGGGUUCACCUCGGGGCAACACUACUGGGAGGUAGAGGUCGGGGGUGGUAGGACCUGGGCUGUGGGGGUGGCCAGAGAGUCUGUCAGGAGAAAGGGCUGGAUCAAAUUUUCUCCUGAGGAGAUGAUCUGGGCUGUGGAUCAGUGUGGGAGCCAUUACCGGGCUCGUACCUCCCCAGAGACUCUCCUGCCCCUGACUGGGAGCCCCAGGAGGAUUGGGGUGUUUCUGGACUAUGAGCAGGGCCUGGUGUCAUUUUAUCACCCUGGUAUGGAGGCCCCAAUCUACAUUUUCACCACUUCUUUCACUGGGCAGCUCCAUCCUUUCUUCUGGGUCUACUCCCCAAUCACGCUGUGUUCCUGAGAUAUGGCAUGGGGGGAUAGCACCUCUCAUUGGUCAAAGACUUUUUUGUUCUGUUGUUUUUCUGAAAUGGACUAACUUUUCAUUUUUAAAUGUUUUCCAUUAAAUAUAAGAACAUAAGAAUGGCCGCACUGGGUCAGACCAAAGGUCCAUCCAGCCCAGUAUCCUGUCUAUCAACAGUGGCCAAUGCC